AUGGGCAACAGUGAGGACGGCACAAGUAGAGACUGGGCAGAGUCGGCGCGACGGGCUUUCCGUCUUAGAACCAGGGCCCAGUUUGUCCGUAACCUCGCGGAGAAGGCCCCGGCGCUGGUCAGCGCUGCUGUGACUUACUCGAAGCCUCGAUUGGCCACAUUUUGGCACUAUGCCAAGGCUGAGCUGGUUCCUCCAACCCCUGCUGAGAUCCCUACAGCUAUUCAGAGCUUGAAAAAAAUUAUCAAUAGUGCUCAAACUGGUAGCUUCAAACAGCUUACAGUUAAGGAAGCUCUACUGAAUGGUUUGGUGGCCACUGAGGUGUGGAUGUGGUUUUAUGUUGGCGAGAUCAUAGGCAAGCGUGGCAUCAUUGGCUAUAAUGUUUGAAGACCAAUCUUUGCUCUGUUAUUUGGGUGUUCUUGGACCGUGUGUGAGCAGACUGCUAUUUGAAUAAAAUAAGACAAUGUGUCAAAA
Molecule: messenger RNA, 471 nt
Organism: Physeter macrocephalus (sperm whale)
Lineage: Eukaryota; Metazoa; Chordata; Mammalia; Artiodactyla; Physeteridae
Product: ATP synthase subunit g, mitochondrial-like
Exons: 2
Coding region: 1-384 (127 amino acids)
Biological process (GO): proton motive force-driven ATP synthesis
Molecular function (GO): proton-transporting ATP synthase activity, rotational mechanism
Source: RefSeq, a predicted model, not a curated record